Messenger RNA from Alligator mississippiensis (American alligator), 2252 nucleotides. RefSeq names its product SH2 domain containing 3A (gene SH2D3A). The transcript is spliced from 10 exons. Bases 46 to 1497 code for a protein of 483 amino acids. The record is from RefSeq and is a predicted model, not a curated record. Lineage: Eukaryota; Metazoa; Chordata; Crocodylia; Alligatoridae. Gene Ontology annotation, molecular function: guanyl-nucleotide exchange factor activity. Gene Ontology annotation, biological process: positive regulation of peptidyl-serine phosphorylation; small GTPase-mediated signal transduction.
UUCCCGGAAGGAGGGUGCUGUCUGGAGGUGCCCUCAGGGCCAAGCAUGGCCGGAGACCUGGAGCAGCUGCGGGAGAAGCUGCAGCUGAGCCCUGCUGCCCUGCACCGCCAGGAGGCCAAGGGGGCGCCACGGGAGCCUCCUGAUGUACAGCACCCUGCCCGGAGCCACUGCCAGCUGGAGCCACUAGGCAGAGAUGCUGGAGCCAACUGGCGGGGGCAGCUGAGGGCAGCUGAGCGCAGUGGGAGCCAACCUGCGGGGCUGGAGUGGCUGGGCCGGAGCCCCCCAAGGCUGGGGCCCCCCACCCAUCCUGACCUGAGGGCCGGUAGCCCUGAACGGCCCCGGUUUCCGCCCCUGUCGCCCGUGUCCCGGGCAGGCAGCGACCCCGGGCUGGUGCCCGACCACUGUUCAGGCCCUGGUGCCCGCAGCAACUCCGAGGGGCAUCUAAGCCCACCCCUUGCCCUCCGCAGCCAUGUGGGGCGGCUGCGGGCACAGGAGAUCCGGCGGCGCCGGGCACGGGCCACCGAGGCUGACUUGGGGCUCCUGAAUGUGGGUGGGGAGGCGGGGGGCUUCCAGCACCCGCUGCUGGAGCUGGCCCCUCAGCUCCCUGCCGUCCCCUCCCUCCUGCUGCCCCCUGACAACAGGCCCCUGGAGCCCAGCGUGCUGCGCAGGCUCAAAGAGCUCUUUGCCCAGCAUGACGCCCAGUGCACGGCGCUGCACAUGCUGCACAUGGACUGCCUGGCCACCAGGAUCACAGGGGUCACUCAGAAGGAGCAGCGGGCAAUGGGGGUGAGCUCAGGCCUGGAGCUCAUCACGCUGCCCCACGGGCACCAGCUGCGCAGAGAGCUGCUGGAGAGGCACAGGGUGCUGGCGCUGGGCAUUGCCGUGGACCUGCUGGGCUGCACGGGCACUGUGGCAGAGCGGACAGCCACGCUGCACCACAUCAUCCAACUGGCGUGUGCCCUGCGGGAUGUGGCUGGUGACCUCUUUGCCCUCUCAGCCGUCAUGAGCGCCCUGCAGCUGCCCCAGAUCGCGCGGCUGGAGGAGACGUGGAGAUGCCUGCGGCAGAAUCACACUGAGAGCGCUGUGGCCUUUGAGAAGGACCUCAAGCCCUUCGUCAGGCGCCUGAGCCGGGGGGAAGAGACCAGCACCCCAGGGGCUGUAGCAGUGCCCUUUGUGGUGCCCCUGCUGGGGCUCCUGGAGGGCGAACGGCUGUGGGAUGACCAUGAGGACAGCUGCGAGUCGCUGCUGCGGACACUGGGUGCUGCCCGGGACAUGGCUGCCCACACCGGACGCUACCAGGCCCAAGCAGAGGCCACACUCCAAGGCUUCCAGCCCACCCCCGAGCUCCUGGAAGCCUUCCAGACGGAAUUUGCCCUCCGCCUCUUCUGGGGCAGCAAGGGAGCAGAGGCCAGCCAAGCAGAACGCUAUGAAAAAUUUGACCGGAUCCUUACCGUCCUGUCUCAGAAGCUGGAGCCAGCCAGGAAGACAGAAACUUAGGAUCUAGCCAGAUCUGACCCCCAAGGGGGAUGGGGGGAGGGGGUGUGGAUCUCUACAUUGGGACAGCCCCCAAAGCUGGUGGGAUGAAACAUAAGACAGGUGGAGGGGGAAUAGGCAGUGUUGGGAUGGGGAAAAAUAGGCAAGAACAGCACCUUGGUUCUUUUGUAUCCUUAAAUUAAAAGAACCUGGAAGAUCUUCCAAUUCUCUUUCCCCCCGGCUGAGGCAGGGCAGGGGGUGAAAACCUUGGCUGCAAAAGGUGCUGUGUGCCCAUCGCUGUCCCAGGACCCCUGUGGGCCGUUCUGCCUCUCACAGUCCAGGGGCAGCGGCAGAGAGGCACCAGCAGGAACACUGCCCUGACACCAGGCAAUGGGGAAAGACAUGUGCUAGCAACUUAGAUGCAGCUAGCCCAAGGGGUGGUUGGAGGAGAGGGUCGUGGCAGGGACUAUGAGGGAGGUAGAAGGUAGAUUUGGGGGCAGAUUGAUCACAGAAUCCAGGGUAAAAUUACUCAGGAAUCAGUGUAGUGUGUGUCCACACACCCUUACCACCAUUUCUUUGCCUACUAAAGACAAGGGCUAGUUAAACCAGCACAAAAAGGCUGUUUGUUGUGUGCAUCCCCCACCCCUCCACAGAAUAAGAUCCGGGGCACAUGACUCCACAUUAAGCAUGUUGUGUGUCCGCAACUUUUAAAUCACAUUUUCCUCCCUGCUUGUUAAGAGUUAUUUUAACAGCAAUAAAGGCUGUUUGUUACACACGCA